ACCGCUUCGUAAACCCAAUCGUAGAAAUUCUGAACGAUGCUGUUACACGUAAGAACACGUUUUUAUCCUUAAAAUUUUUUCCUUUCCACCGUUUCCGUGUAAAAAUUUUGUUGAAUCAUCGUCGAUGUCGCAGUUAAAAAAAAGUAUGAUAGGCGAUCGUGCUAAACGUGCUACAUCAUUAACGCGAUAUACAAAACGCUUGUGCAGUCUCUCUGCAGCCAGUUUUGCACGUUUCGUGCGCGAGUGAAAAAUAAUAGCGUUCCGCCGCGGUGUACGCAUACGCGGGGCAAAGAAAAAAGGAAAGGAAUGAACGAGUUUAAAUGACGGGUAAUUAAAAAACGGAACGUAAAAUCAGGCGGGGUUACAGCUCAUUAGUUUUCAGCGGCGGAGAACGAUGACAGAGGCCGCGAAAAUGCCGGUUGAAUGCCGGAUAUAGCAGACGCGUUAUGUCAUCGGGCGCACACCGCCGCGUGUACGUGUCCCGCGGCGGCGUUAAUUGGCUCCGUGAUGAAUAUUACAAAAUACCGGCGGCUGAAAGGAGAGUCACCGCUUUAAUUACGACAUAAUGCGUGUCGGUCGAGCUUCUCUCGCGUGAAACACCGACACGCGUCCUUCUCGCUCGUGUUGCACGACUACCGGCAAUACCUUUCAACCGCUUUCGUCAAAUCGCUUAAUAUGGAAGUCGUUCAAGAAAGUUUCCUUCUAGCGAGAUACGUUCAGAAAGGACGAGAUGCUAUCGAAUUGUUUCAAGGAUCGCGCGAAAAUGGCUUUUGACUAUGCCGAUACGGAGAAAAAGGGAUAUUUGGACAAACGAGAAUAUAAGAUAGCCAUGACAGCUGUUUUUGGAAGCCGUCCGGAAAAAACGGAAGUGAAACAAGUGUUUCAAUCUACCGAUAAAAUCUCAUUCGAGGAGUUUAAAUUAUGCGUGUCCAAGAAAAGUAAUGGAAAUGAACCGCACGUUAAUGCGGAAAUAUUAUUCACUUUAUUGGAUAAGGAUUAUAAAGGAUAUUUAGUAUUGGACGAUUUUUAUUCUGCAAGCAAACGUGUGGAUUUGAAAGUGUCAUUGACAGUGUGGCAAACGAUAUUCAAGGAAUUAGAUCGUUAUAAAAAAGGAUAUAUCGAUUUCGACGAAUUUUUACGUAUAUUACCUACUACAAUAACUUACAAUGAGAUUAAGAUACAGUUCUCAUAGGAUCGUAUGAAAAUAAUUAUAAUUUAUAAGAGAAAAUGCAGAUUUCUUAUUCGUAAUACGCGUUUCAUUAUAUAUACAGUAAAAAUAAUUAAUACUAUGAUAUAUUAUAAAACUAUACA
This is a messenger RNA of Apis florea (little honeybee), 1311 nucleotides long. RefSeq names its product EF-hand calcium-binding domain-containing protein 11. Gene Ontology annotation, molecular function: calcium ion binding. NCBI's taxonomy places the organism in Eukaryota, Metazoa, Arthropoda, Insecta, Hymenoptera, Apidae. The record is from RefSeq and is a predicted model, not a curated record.